Molecule: messenger RNA, 495 nt
Organism: Phytophthora sojae
Lineage: Eukaryota; Oomycota; Peronosporomycetes; Peronosporales; Peronosporaceae
Exons: 1
Coding region: 1-495 (164 amino acids)
Source: RefSeq, a predicted model, not a curated record
AUGACUGGACCGAAGAAUGAUGGGGCUGAGCUUGAACGCAGUUCUGAAGCGCGGGCAGUUGGCCAACUGCCACGCUUGCGCACGCUUCUCCGCCCUGUCCCACUUGGCCAGCAACUGCCAAAUCUGCGGCCAGACUCGUCUCCAACCACAAACUUCAUUCCAGCUUUCCGUAUCAUUGCAAAAUCUUCUUCAAACGCGCGGCACCGACGCACACACACCGACACGGCAACCUCGCGGUCACACAAGCGGCACAGCGGCAUCGCACCGACAGAGGGCGACGCACCAGAGGCACGCACGCAGGAGCGCGCCAGUCAAUCGGGGGACGCCGGCAAGGCGUCCGAGUCGCAGGAAACACCAGCGGAAGCGUCUCCUUCGGGCAACGAGUGCCGGGUGCACUUCGCGGGCAACAACGACGACAAGGAGGGCGACAGCGGCGAGGAGCACGUCGACGCCGAUGGCGAUGAGGUCAUGGAGGGCUCCACCGUGGAUGUUUAG